Messenger RNA from Eutrema salsugineum, 849 nucleotides. RefSeq lists its product as uncharacterized. NCBI's taxonomy places the organism in Eukaryota, Viridiplantae, Streptophyta, Magnoliopsida, Brassicales, Brassicaceae. The record is from RefSeq and is a predicted model, not a curated record. Bases 1 to 849 code for a protein of 282 amino acids. The transcript has 2 exons.
AUGGGAAUCGACCUCUCCGAGGUGAUGGCUGUCCCAAAGCCUCUAACCGGAUUUUCAGGAGAAACAACGAUGACUAUGGGCACAAUCAGGCUCCCCGUGGUGGCUGGUGGAGUCACUGAGAUCGUCAAAUUCUUGGUCACCGACCACCCAACGAUCUAUAAAGUGAUCAUGGGAACUCCAUGGAUAAACACAAUGAGACACAAACUGAGAAAUCCUGUCACCGACGCACGCGCAUAUGUGGAUCGCAAGAAGCUUCAGACGGAUCGAGAGCCCAUAAACGAGCUUUCCAAACCCUUAUACCAAUCACAGAUCGCGGAGAGUCGCGAGACAUGCACCGAGCCGGUAUAUGAUGCGGUAACUUGGUGUGCAUACGAAGCGCAUCCAGAGAGGUGCGUCGAGAUUGGAACCAAGCUGGAAGAGCCUCUGAAGAACGAACUCCUCUUCUUCCUCAAGGAGAAUAUCAACACUUUUGCUAGGAGCGUACAGGAUAUGCUGGGCAUAAGCAUCGACGUGACCUGUCACGAGCUAAACGUAGACCCGACCUUUCAACCGAUCAAGCAGAAAAAGAGGAAGCUUGGCCCUGAACAAGCUAAAGCUGUCAACGACGAAGUGGAAAGAUUGCUCAAAGUAGGAUUGAUUGCCGAAGCAAAAUAUCCGGACUGGCUCGCAAACCCGGUGGUAGUGAAGAAGAAAAAUGGCAAGUGGCGAGUCUGCGUAGACUUCACAGACCUCAACAAGGCGUGUCCAAAAGACAGCUUCCCUCUACCGCAUAUCGACGGUGGGAAACAGGUUGUUGACAUUCAUGGACGCGUUCUCAGGUUACAACCAAAUCCUGAUGCAUCCCGAUGA